AUGGCGCAGCAACCGGGAAUCCCCCUGGGCAGCGUCACUGCCUUGCAACUGCUGACCAUUGUGGAGGACAGCCUGCCCCAGCUGCUGCCCUCCAUCAGCACCGCGGACCUCUGCAGCCUGCUGUGGGCGGCGGUGCGGCUGCAGGUACGCCCGGACGACGCCCACCUGGAGGCGAUCGUGGCAGAGCUCACGCGCCCGGGGUACCGCUCAGCGGCAGCCUCCAUCGCAAUGGCAGGCACAGGCGCGCGCGCGGCCGCGUCGUCGGCGUCGGCGUGGCGGCAGUCGCAGCUCGAGGAGCGGCGCCGCAGCCACGCGUUCGCAGGCCCCAGCUCCGGCGGCGGCGGCAGCGGCGAGGGCUCCGGCGGCGACGGCGGCAGCAGCGUGGUCGAGGGCGGCGCCUCGACCCUGCGGCACAGCUACAGCUACAGCCGCCUGCAGCUGGCCAGCCCCCGCGACCUGGGGGCCCUGGCCUACGCCCUGGACUUCCUCAAGUUCAACAGCCCGGGAUUCUGGGCCGCAGCAGCAGAGGCGGCGCUGCCGGAGCUGCCCGGCCUCGCACCCAACGUGCUGACCAACCUGCUGACAGGAGUUGCACACAGCGCUGUGACGGGGGCGCGCGCGGAGGCCGCGGCCGGCGGCGGCGGCGGCGGCGGCGGCGGCGGGCAGCGGGGGUUGCGGGAAGGGGGCCGUGGGCGGGCGCGACGGGCGGGCCCGCUGGCGGCCGCGCCCACGGCGAUGGCCCCCGCAGGCCGCGAGCUGUUCCGCGCCGCCGCCGCGUUGCUCACGGAGGAGCCCUCCCGCCUGCACCGCUUCCGGCCGCGCGACCUCGCAUCCCUCCUGGCCGCCUUUGCCACCGCGGGCGCACGCGCGCCUGGCCUUUUCUCGGAAGUCGCGCGGCAGCUUCUCCUCGACCCGACCGGCCGCCGGCUGCCGGCGCUGCGCGCGCGCGACGCGGCGCUGAUGACGUGGGCGUGCGUCCACGCGCUGUGCCCCAACACGCAGCUGCUCGCGGCGCUGGCGGCGGUCCUGCGGCGCCGCGCGUCCGCCCUCGCGCCGCACCACGCGGCGCUCGCGCUGUGGGCGCUCGCGACAGCUGGGCCGCGCGACGAGGGCGCACUGAUCGCGCUGUGCGGCGCUGCGGCGGGGCGGAUGCACGGCGUGCACGCGCGGGUGGCUGCGAGUGCUGCCUGGGCCCUGGGCAAGCUGGGCUACCACUCCCCGGCCCUCAUGGAGGACUGCCUGGACCGCCUCACACGCUGCCUGGAGGACGCGGACUGGGGGGCCGUGCACUGGGGGGUCGCGGGCCCCGCUGGAGCAGCGGCGGACCAAGCUGCCGCUGCGCAUGGCACGCCCGCGAGGGACGCACAGGGAAGCGGCGGCGGCAGCGGCGGCGCCAGCGGGGGUGGCGGCGGCGGCGGCAGCGGCAGCGGGGGUGCGGGGGGUGCGGCGGUGGCGGGUCCCAGCGUGCUGGAGCAGCUGCUGCACAGCCCGGUCCUGUUGGAAGGCUACAGCAGCGGCAGGGCUGACGGGGACGACGGUGGCCGUGGCGGCUGCCUCUGGGCGGCGCAGGAGGAGGGGCCCGACCCCCUGGAGGUGGCCCUGGCGGCUGCAGAGAGGGGCGGGGCGCGGGUGCUCCAGCAGCGGCUGUGGCAGGAACAGCGGGAGCAGCAGCGACAGGGAGAUGUCGGCGAGGCCUGGGACGAGGAGGAGGAGGAGUUCGGGGAGGGUGAGGAUGAGGACGAGGGGGGUUGGGAGGACUUGGGAGAGCUGCAGGGCCACGUGGGAGGCAGUGAGCUGGAGCACGGCGAGGCAGCCAGCAGCGGCGCGUUCGCAGCGUGCGGCGCGCCGCCAUGGCUGCUGCCCUGCGCUGCCCCCGCGCCGCCUGUCCUGGCGCGGGACGCGGUGCAGGCGGCCUGGGCGUGCGGCAAGCUGCGGCACUGGAACGGCGCCUUCCUGGCUGCCGUGAGGGAGCGGCUGCCGGCGAUGCUGGCGGGCGGCGGGGGCGGGCUCAGCGACGUGGAGGCGGUGUCGCUGCUGUGGGCGCUGGCGCGGCUCAACUACACCAACCGCGACGCCCUGGCUGCGCUGUGCGACGAGCUGGCGCGCCGCUGCCCCCGGCUGUCAUCCCGCGCCGCCGCCACGGCCGCCUGGUCGGCGGCCACCCUGCGCCAGCACCACCCGGCCCUGCUGCGCGCCGUGGCCGCACGCGCGCGCGAGCUGGCGGGGGAGGGGCGGCUGCAGCCGCUGGACGCGGUGCACGUGGCUUGGUGCCUGGCUGAGCUGACAGAGGGCGACAGUGCCACCUUCCGCGCCCUGGCAGGGGUCAUCGCCCCCUCUGCGCACCGCCUGGGCACCAAGCUGGCUGUCAACGCGCUCUGGGCCUUUGGGCUGGCGGGGCAGCUUGGGGAGGACGUCUUCGCGUCCUUGUAUGCGUCGCUGGCGCGUGUGCGGCCGUCCGCCCUCCACGGCCUGGCCCUCAUGCAGCUGGCCCAGGCUGACAUGAUGGUCACGGACGCGUACCGGGGCAUCAUCCGCUGCCCGGUGCAGCUGGCCCCAAACCUGCGCAGCCUGGCGCAGCGCCAGUGGCGGUCCUCUGUGAGACGGGGCAGCAGCGCCAGCGCCUUCCAGCGGCAGGUCGUCGCCGCCCUGCACGCCCUGGGUGCGGCCCCGCGGCUGGAGGUGCUCACGCGCGACGCCAUGUUCUGUGUCGACAUCUCGGUGGAGUGGCGCGGCAGGCGCUAUGCAGUGGAGGUGGACGGGCCCCACCACUUCACGCUCAGCCGCCCCUACCGGCCCCUGGGCCGCACCGCCGCGCGCCGCCGCUGCCUCCAGGCGCGGGGCUUCUGGGUCCUCAGCGUACCCUUUUACGAGUGGCGGGCCGUCAGCCGGCCUCGUGGCCCCCAGCGGCAGGCGGACGAGCGCGAGCAGGAAGCGGGGCGCGGCCAGCAGAUGCACGGGCAGCAGCCGCUGCUGCAGCAGCAGCAGCAGCAGCAGCAGCAGCAGCAGCAGCAGCAGGGGCAACAAGGGGCCUUGCCACGGCAACGUCCACGAGCUCUAGGCCCGGGACGGCGGCUGGACGACGAAGAGGACAGGCAGGAAGGGCGCAGCAGCAGCAGCAGCCACACUGCCGACUUUGCGUACAGGGGACCCGGUGGCCCGUGUGUGUCGCCGGAGGUCCUGGCCUGGCAGGUGGCCUACCUGGAGGCUGCCCUGGAGGGCGCAGCCAGCCUGUCACUGCACUCACUGCGGGAAGGACGCGGCGCCGAGGAGGACGGUGGCGGCAGCGGUGGCCCCCAGCCGUGGCAAGGUGGCGGCGAAGCGGAUGCUGCGGAGCUCCCGCCGCUCGACACAGAUGCGCUGGGGCUGGCUCGCUCAAUGUAA
Monoraphidium neglectum is the source of this 3381-nucleotide messenger RNA. RefSeq lists its product as hypothetical. The record is from RefSeq and is a predicted model, not a curated record. The transcript has 8 exons. Gene Ontology annotation, molecular function: RNA binding. Gene Ontology annotation, biological process: chloroplast rRNA processing; mitochondrial RNA processing; regulation of mitochondrial mRNA stability. Gene Ontology annotation, cellular component: mitochondrial matrix; ribonucleoprotein granule. Bases 1 to 3381 code for a protein of 1126 amino acids. NCBI's taxonomy places the organism in Eukaryota, Viridiplantae, Chlorophyta, Chlorophyceae, Sphaeropleales, Selenastraceae.